Aquila chrysaetos chrysaetos is the source of this 1698-nucleotide messenger RNA. RefSeq names its product Dexi homolog (gene DEXI). The coding region runs from base 480 to 761 and encodes 93 amino acids. The transcript has 2 exons. The record is from RefSeq and is a predicted model, not a curated record. Lineage: Eukaryota; Metazoa; Chordata; Aves; Accipitriformes; Accipitridae.
CGCACCGACCGCGACAACGCGCCUGCGGGCUCCUUCCGCAAAGUUUGCGGACGGGAGGAGGAGGGGAGCCGCGGCGGGACUGCAGCAGCCGGGCUGGAAAUGCCCCUGAGGAGCCUCCUGCCAACGGCGGGGCUGCGGCAGCGCCGCUGAAGCCCGCGCUGGCCGCCCGCCUGCCGGGGCGCCUCCUCCUCCGGGGAAGGAGGGGACCGAGCCGGCCCGCUCUGCGGCUGUGCCGCCUCCGCGCCCCUGCGGGGCUCGCCUCUUCCCAGGGUCCGGAUCCGGCUCCGGCUCGGGGGUUUUGCCCUUUCCGGCCACCGGGCCUGCGGAGUGCGGUCCUGCGCGCCCCGCUCCCGGCUCCGCGCCGGCGCCCGCCGCUGCCGCCCGCCCCCCCCCCCCCCCGCGCCGGCCGGGCAGGUCGGUGCCCGCUGCGGCGCCCGCUGCCCCCGCCGCCGGAGCCCGCCGCAGCCCCGCACGGCUGCAUGCCCGCCGCGGUCUCGGCACGUCUGGAUUCGCUGGAGUCCUGGGCCUUCCAUGCGCUGCUGGUGCUACCCUAUAUGUUUUACGUGGGUUUGUUCUUUGUCAACGUGCUGAUCCUGUACUAUGCCUUCCUGAUGGAGUACAUCGUUCUCAAUGUAGGCAUCGUCUUCCUGCCCGAGGAUAUGGACCAGGCUCUGGUGGAUCUGGGGGUGCUCUCCGACCCUGGCUCCGUGCUCUACGAGACGGACAGCGAGCUGGAUGUCUUUGAUGGGUACUUGGAGUGACGCGCCGGGGCGCUCCGAAGCGACUGCGGGGUGACGCCGCCCGGCCCGGGGCUGGGGCCGGCCGUGCCGGCACGGCCGUAGCUCGGGGACCGCCGCGGCCCCGGGAUGCCCGCGCUGCGCCUCGGCUCCUUCUGGACAGCACCUUCCCUUCCACAUGCCGCCCCCCCCCCCCCCCCGCCCGCCUCCCCCCGUUGCAGAGGCGCGGCGGGGCGGGGGGGCCCGGGACCCGCUGCCGCCGGGCAGGGCCGCGGAGACGCAGAGGGCUCGCAAGGGAAAUUCAUUAAACACCUGAAAUGGAUUAUGACCAGGUUAAUGGAUCAAGUCAUGGAAAGACACUAUACUCUGAAAUACAGAGAUGAAAAGAAGGACAAGGGGACAACAAGAAGAGUUGUCAUCACACCUUGUCAGUUGUGACUUUUCUCCAUGGUCAUUGCCUCUGGAGUGUGCACUAACUGCAGUGAUUCAUGCACCAUACUGGGCUUCCAUAGGUAAUUUGGGGAUGGACUGUAUGAACAAAUAGUAUAAACUAUGUUCUGUUAUAACAGAAAAUCAAGAUGUUACUCAGAUUUGAUAAACUUUUGAAUAAAUACCAUGUCACCCAUAUGGACACACUCUACAUACUGCUUAAGCAAGUUUUACAAUCACACAUUGAAAACUCUACCAGCCAGUAGUUCAAAGACAGUGCUCUCUCAGGGGAAAAUACACAGGAGUGACUGCAAGGAGGUUCUGUUCAGGGCAGUAUUACGGCAAGAACUGUGCUAGAAAGAUAUUUUAUUUAAAUCGUGAGUUUUGAAAUAGAUCAGAGAGUGAAUUUUAUAUAAGUCAGGUGGAUUCAUUAUCUAAUACAAGAUACUUUGCAGAUUGUUUAAGCUUAUGUUCCUAUGUACAGCUGUGAAAGCAAUACAAUAAAGACUGACCUUUUCCAUGAAAAAGUUAA